AUGCGAUGUGGUACCGAUCUGCUGUGGUGGGCAGUGCGAAAGGCAAAGGCACAUUUUAGAAUGGUCAGUGUUUGUAAGUCAUUUGAUGUAAUUGCUAUAAUGCGCCAUAGGGUACUAAAUCAAAUAUCACGCUUGCAUUCAUCAUUGGCAAGCAGUAGUGAAGGUUCGCAUGUUUGGGAUAUAUUUGCAUCGGUUGCUCUCAUAAGGCCGCCUAUCAUUGCACCACCAAUGAAUGAUAUUGAAAAACGUUAUCACGAUUUUAUGCUACAGCGGGAAUUGGAAAAUUCACUCAGAUGUGAUUUUGAAUUGCGACAGCUAAGAGAUGAACGGCUUCUUAAGGAAAGAGAAAGAUUGAAAAUGAUUGGAGAGGAAGCUAAUCUACAAGAAGAAAUAGGAAUCCUUGCUUCUGUGGACGAAGAAAAUUGGCGGAAGCAAGCAGAUCGAAUUCGCGAACAGCUUGCAAUUGGGGAUCUCACCAAGUUUUCAAAAGCUGACAGCAAAAGUUUGCAAAGGAAAAUUGAUGAAUUUCUUGUGCUUAUCGUAUGUCAGAAAUUUGGACGGAAGGACGGUUAUCAUUCACCGUGGCAUCUGCCUCAACUGCAAAAUCUCCCAGGCGAAUCAUUAAAACAAACUUCAGAGCGUUGUCUCAAAGAAUUAUUUACCACUGAAGUGUAUGGAAAAGGAAUAAGCAAUGCACCGUUCUCCGUUUAUUUUUAUUGCUAUCCUGUCAAACUACGACAGAGGUUAAAAACACAAUCACGAGGUGCUGCGGUCUUUUUCUUCAAAGCACUGUAUAUGAAUCGUGUUUCGUUGAUGGUUAAUGAAGAUGAAGUUGCGGACUACAAAUGGGUCAAUGCGGAAGAGUUUGCUGCAAGCAUGAAACAUAAGAUAUCGUAUCUUCGGGCUGUAUCAACUCUUUUUCCUUCCUAUCUUUUGGCGAGGAAUAACUUUGAAUAUGUUAAAUAA
This is a messenger RNA of Acanthocheilonema viteae, 966 nucleotides long. The record is from the annotation of a GenBank genome assembly. NCBI's taxonomy places the organism in Eukaryota, Metazoa, Nematoda, Chromadorea, Rhabditida, Onchocercidae.